This is a messenger RNA of Drosophila bipectinata, 484 nucleotides long. RefSeq names its product Lysozyme S (gene LysS). The record is from RefSeq and is a predicted model, not a curated record. Lineage: Eukaryota; Metazoa; Arthropoda; Insecta; Diptera; Drosophilidae. Gene Ontology annotation, molecular function: lysozyme activity.
GAAUCAACAUGAAGGCAUUCAUCGUUCUCUUCGCUCUGGCCUGUGCCGCUCCAGCUCUCGCCGGACGCACCCUGGACCGCUGCUCCCUCGCCAGGGAGAUGUCCAACCUGGGCGUUCCCCGUGACCAGCUGGACAAGUGGACCUGCAUUGCCCAGCACGAGAGCGACUACCGCACCUGGGUGGUCGGCCCGGCCAACUCCGACGGCUCCAACGACUACGGUAUCUUCCAGAUCAACGAUCUGUACUGGUGCCAGCCCGAGGGACGUUUCUCCUACAACGAGUGCGGCCUGAGCUGCAAUGACCUUCUCUCCGACGACAUCACCAACUCCGUCCGUUGCGCCCAGAAGGUCCUCAGCCAGCAGGGAUGGGGAGCCUGGUCCGUCUGGCACUACUGCAGCGGAUGGUUGCCGUCUAUUGAUGAGUGCUUCUAAAGGACUCCGACCUGGAAUUAAUAAAAAAAAAAAACAAGAUGCUUAUAGAAAAU